Messenger RNA from Lachancea dasiensis, 780 nucleotides. The record is from the annotation of a GenBank genome assembly. Lineage: Eukaryota; Fungi; Ascomycota; Saccharomycetes; Saccharomycetales; Saccharomycetaceae.
AUGUCUCAAAAUGCUUUCGACCAAAAGAAACAGCAUAUACUGUCAGAGAUCCAGAGUGAUAGCCUAGACUUGUCACCUAAAGGAACCAUUGAUGAGCUAUGUUGGCCGAUAAUGAAUUUAAUAAACUCUCACGCAGAUAUGGUGACGACUUCUUCGUGCUCCGGCCGACUAAGUGUGUUUGUUGAGGGUCAAAAACUUCACAAUGAGGUAUUAAAGUCGGGAGGGAAAGGUGAGGGUGGGAAAUGGCUCUUUGUCUCUCACAACCAAAACGAAGUCCGUAAUUGGAUUCAGCGACUUAGUGAACCGAUACAUUGGGUAUCGGAACCCGAUAAUUCGCAAUUGGAUCCGACGUCAAGAUUGAUUCUGUACAAAUUUGAGCCAUUUAUUCUUCAUGUGAAAUGCCGGAGUUUCCAUAUAGCCAGUCAGCUCUUCAAUACUGCAAUGUCAUGCGGUUUCCGAGAGAGUGGAAUCGGCAGCAACAACAUCGUUGCAGUCCGGAUAAACAUCAAGCUUGAUGUGCCUAUAGGCUAUCUUGACCAAGAAACUAGAGAACUCAGGUUUUUUGUUAGCCCAGCUUACAUCAAAUUGAUAGAUGAAAUGACGCUAGCAAAAUACAAUGAAAAUGCCAGAAAGAUGCAAGAGCUGUUAAAAAAGAUCGACAGUCAGGUAAUUACCAUCAGUGAACAAGGAUCGGUAGACAAGCAACCUGCCGAAAGCAAAGAGGAGCGUCGCCAGAGAAAGCGUCGGGAGGGCCUUCUUCGUCAACAGCAGGCAUCGUAA